CCAUUGUGCGCCGCUGCCCCGUGUCUCCUCCAGCGCGACCAUGCCCAGGAAGAAGGCGGCGGCGGCGGCCUGGGAGGAGCCGAGCUCGGGCAAUGGCACGGCCCGCGCCGGGCCCAGGAAGCGCGCGGCGGGCUCAGGCCACCCAAGCCCUCUCCCGGACCUACCUCCCAUCGAGGGAGAGGUGUUUCCCUCCUGGUUCCCCAUGGCCGUCAGGCACAGCGGGCAGCCUGGAGGGCUGAAGGGGAAAGCCGACUGGAUCACUGCUGUGCAGGAAUGGUGGCAGGACCCUGGAGUCGUGCCCCUGGCGUCCAUGCCAGGUGGCCGGGCCUCCAGCGGAUGGCUGUGGAAGAAACUUGAAGGGUCUAAGUGCAAAGGGCAGCUUUUGAUUUUUGGGGCAACCAACUGGGACUUGAUUGGUCGAAAAGAAGUGCCUAAGCAACAAGCUGCUUACCGCAAUCUCGGUCAGAAUCUGUGGGGGCCUCACAGGUAUGGGUGCCUGUCAGGGGUCCGGGUGCGGACGGUGGUUUCGGGUUCAUGUGCUGCCCACAGCCUCCUCAUCACCACAGAAGGGAAGCUGUGGAGCUGGGGUCGAAAUGAGAAGGGGCAGCUGGGUCACGGUGACACCAAGAGAGUGGAAGCCCCAAAGCCCGUCGAGGGUCUCAGCCAUGAGGUGAUUGUGUCUGCGGCCUGUGGGCGGAACCACACGCUGGCUUUGACGGAAACGGGCUCUGUGUUUGCAUUUGGAGAGAACAAGAUGGGACAGCUAGGCCUCGGCAACCAGACAGACGCCGUUCCGAGCCCUGCACAGAUAAUGUACAACGGCCAGCCAAUUACCAAAAUGGCCUGCGGGGCUGAAUUCAGUAUGAUAAUGGACUGCAAAGGAAACCUCUAUUCCUUUGGGUGCCCUGAAUAUGGUCAGCUGGGACACAACUCGGACGGGAAGUUCAUCGCGCGGGCGCAGCGCAUCGAGUACGACUGCGAGCUGGUGCCACGGCGAGUGGCCAUCUUCAUCGAGAAGACGAAGGAUGGGCAGAUCCUGCCGGUGCCCAACGUGGUUGUGCGCGACGUGGCUUGUGGUGCCAACCACACGCUGGUCCUGGACUCCCAGAAGCGCGUCUUUUCCUGGGGCUUUGGGGGCUACGGCCGGCUGGGUCACGCCGAGCAGAAGGACGAGAUGGUGCCCCGCCUAGUGAAACUGUUCGACUUCCCGGGACGUGGGGCAUCGCAGAUCUACGCCGGCUACACCUGCUCCUUUGCCGUCAGCGAAGUGGGGGGUCUGUUUUUCUGGGGGGCCACCAAUACAUCCCGUGAAUCCACCAUGUACCCGAAGGCUGUACAGGAUCUCUGCGGCUGGAGAAUCCGGAGCCUGGCUUGUGGGAAGAGCAGCAUCAUCGUGGCCGCGGACGAGAGCACCAUCAGCUGGGGCCCAUCACCCACCUUCGGGGAGCUGGGCUACGGGGACCACAAGCCCAAGUCUUCCACCGCAGCCCAAGAGGUGAAGACGCUGGACGGCGUGUUCACAGAGCAGGUGGCCAUGGGCUAUUCGCACUCCUUGGUGAUAGCGAGAGAUGAGAGUGAGACCGAGAAGGAGAAGAUCAAGAAACUGCCAGAGUAUAACCCCCGAACCCUCUGACUCGCCCGGGUCCCCCCACUCCACCUCUGCGGCAGCUGUCAUUCCAUGCACUGGGACGGGAAAUCGAGCGCGGAAUCUAAAAAGCAAAGGUUGACCGAAGGCGCAUUUUUGUUAGCCUCCCUGAGGUUCCGUUCUAUAAGUGAUCCAACGUCAACUACCUUCUCUGUAUGCUUUCCAAAGUGUUUUUUUCUCUUACUUUUUGAUUAAAAUAUUUGCUCAUAGUUGACCUACCAUUCCUACAAAAGAGGCAGAAACUUUGAGCAAUCUAGGCUUUUUUUAAGUUGUUUCUUUUUUUCCUGCUCCCACACACACUUCUCAGAGCCCCCUCUCCAGUUGUAAUCAACGUCGUGAUCCGAAUGGGUGUUACCUGGGACAGGCGCCACCACUUAGCCAGCAGCGCUAGUGGCCCUGGGGGUACCGGCAGCAUCCAGGCAAAGACUCCCCCCAGAACCUCGCCCGCAUGCUACGGAAGCAUCUGGUAGCUUUCCCCUGGCCGCUCGGACGUCCUCUACUGCCUUUGGCUGCAGCAUCAGUAGAGCCGGCCGCUUCCCCCGGUGGGGCGCUGGGCCUGUGUCUAGCCGUUCGUCUCUGCUUUGUCCAUAAAAGAAGUCCAAGUGGAAAUCAGGUGGUCGUGGAACCAGUGGGCCCGAGCAGCGAGCGGAGGCGGGACGCUGCUUCGGGGCAGACCGGCUUCAGCUCCGCGGCUUCUCGCCGCUGGCGCGCACUGGAGCUGCCCGGCCCGCAGCAGGAAGCGCUCUGGAGCCCCUGCCGAGGAGGAGCGGCCCGUUCCGGGCCAGGCUUUGUCGCCCUGCGCCUCUGUCUGUGCCGCCGCUGGCCGGAUCCUGCUAGAACGGCCUGUUGGGUUCUGAGACCGGGCGCCUGCUCUGCUCACCCGCCUCCAGUCGCAUUUGCUUGGCUUUGGUACCAAAUAGCUGGGAUUGCCGAAGAAGUCCCCUCCCCGCGUGUCGGCACAGACAGCGUGACUGCCCCGUCAGCCCACGAGUGCCCUGUGCCCAGCUCGUCCCGGUCGCGCUGCUCUGCGUGAGCUACGAGGUGCCUUUGCUCUCGCUCGGACCCGAGAGGGGGGCCGCUCCGGCUGGGCUCUGGGUUUCGAGAGGGUCUGGACUGGUUUGGGUGCUUUAAAAUAGAUUUUUUAGUUCAGUGGUGCUUACGGGGGAGAUGGGGGUAGAACUUCAGUGUGAGAUUUGGGUGGAUGGGAAGGUUAAAGGUUAAAUAUUGGUCUUACUCUUUUUUUGCUUUGCUAUUGUUACCACUUGUCACUGUCUCGAUGUUAAAAUGCCAAAAAUGAUCUAGUCGUUGCUUUUUUCCCCCUUACUCACCCCCCCCCCCCCAUGGCUCCUUACAGUGGCUUCUGCCUUUGAGGGCAUUGAGCAGGCUCUGUCUGGCCAGUCCCCCCCCCUGGGGCCGCGUGUAAGGAGAUUGGCCGAAGCUCCAGUCUGGUUUUGUGCUCACCUCCACCAUCCAGCCGGUAGUCUGGGAAGGACGCUUCUGCUAAACUAACCUCGUUGGUCCAAAUCACCCCAAGCCACCGUCUCUGGCUCAAGCUUUCGCGCGUGGAGCCCUCCGGUUCCCUGGACGAGUCUCGUGGAAGGGAGUGUGGGCGCACCUGCCCCAGGGCCCGGGCCACCUGUCUUAUGUGAUGGCCAGGGGCCAGGGUGGUGGGAGCUGAGACCGAGCUCUGGCCUCUGCCAGGGCUGCCCCCACCGUCCGUGGGUCUGCCGUCUGCCUGGGGACUGCCUGAAGCCCAUGGCCAGCCAAUCCUAGAAAGUAGCCCCUGGCCAGGGACUGGAGCAGAAAGGGCGCGUCCUUCCGAGUGAGGCCCUGUCCUCUCAAAGCCGUUUUUUUGGCUUUGAAUUUUAAAUGACCUUCCUACUAGGGAGAGAACUCUAGAAAAGGAGGCAGUGUUCCUGUACUCCGAGAGAAAGGUACAGAGGGCCCUGGGCAGGAUGGGUAUUAGGUGCUGACCCUUUGGGCAGCCGACGUCUUCCAGCUGAGGAGGCUUGGAGGGAAAGGGGAUCCAAGAAAAGGAGGUGAUUUGGUGAAGGUGCCUGGUUUAGUGCUGUAAUUGUCUUAUUUUUUUUUUUUUAUAUAUAUAUUCUUGGAGUAAACAU
Molecule: messenger RNA, 3765 nt
Organism: Condylura cristata (star-nosed mole)
Lineage: Eukaryota; Metazoa; Chordata; Mammalia; Eulipotyphla; Talpidae
Gene: RCC2
Product: regulator of chromosome condensation 2
Exons: 13
Coding region: 41-1633 (530 amino acids)
Source: RefSeq, a predicted model, not a curated record